This is a messenger RNA of Gracilinanus agilis (Agile Gracile Mouse Opossum), 3475 nucleotides long. RefSeq names its product endothelin-converting enzyme 2. The coding region runs from base 1 to 2370 and encodes 789 amino acids. Gene Ontology annotation, biological process: protein processing. NCBI's taxonomy places the organism in Eukaryota, Metazoa, Chordata, Mammalia, Didelphimorphia, Didelphidae. The transcript is spliced from 19 exons. Gene Ontology annotation, molecular function: metalloendopeptidase activity. The record is from RefSeq and is a predicted model, not a curated record. Gene Ontology annotation, cellular component: plasma membrane.
AUGCAGCAUCCGGGCCUGCGAUGGGCCAGUCGGGCGACCAGGCCCUCCCCUAGCAGCCCUCAGUCUCCCCAGGCCGCUGGGCUGUCUGAGCGGACUGAGAAGCUGAUGUUGGAGUAUAAGCGGGCUACUCUUCGGGAUGAUGAGGCUCCCGAGCCGUCACCAGAUGGCAUUGCCUCUCCGGACACUAUGGAGGUGGGCUUCCGAAAAAGGGCAGGACAUCUCCUGGGCUCCCGAACACAGCUAGAACUGGUUUUGAUGGGCAUCUCUCUGCUGCUGGGCAUCUUGCUCUUGGGUUGUUCCAUUGCCCUGGUGGUCCAGUAUAGCCAAGCCACAGGCUCAUUAAAUAACACCUGCCUGACAGAAGCCUGCAUUCGUGUGGCUGGGAAGAUCCUGGAGUCUCUGGACCGUGAGGUGAGCCCUUGUGAAGACUUUUACCAAUUCUCCUGUGGUGGCUGGAUGCGGCGAAACCCACUCCCUGAUGGGCGUUCCAGGUGGAAUACCUUCAACAGCCUCUGGGACCAGAAUCAGGCUGUGCUGAAACAUUUACUUGAGAAUGAGACCUUCAACUCCACCAGUGAGGCAGAACGCAAGACCCAGCGUUACUAUCUCUCCUGCCUCCGAGAACAAAGAAUUGAAGAGCUAGGGGCCCAGCCCCUGCGAGACCUCAUUGACAAGAUCGGUGGCUGGAACAUCACAGGACCCUGGGCACAGGACAACUUCAUGGAGGUUUUGAAGAUGGUGUCUGGGACUUACCGGGCCAGCCCGUUCUUCACAGUCUAUGUCAGUGCUGAUGCCAAAAGCUCUAACAGCAAUGUCAUUCAGGUAGAUCAGUCUGGCCUCUUUCUGCCUUCCAGGGAUUACUACUUGAACAAAACAGCCAAUGAGAAAGUGCUCACAGCAUACCUGGACUACAUGGUGGAACUGGGCACUCUGCUGGGGGGCCGCCCCGACUCCACCAGGGAGCAGAUGCAGCAGGUGAUAGAGCUGGAGACAGAGCUGGCCAACAUCACGGUGCCCCAGGACCAGAGACGGGACGAGGAAAAAAUCUACAAUAAAAUGAGCAUCUCUGAGCUGCAGGCCCUGGCCCCCUCAGUGGAGUGGCUGGAUUUCCUCUCUUUCGCCCUGUCGCCCCUGGAGCUGGGAGAUGCAGAGCCCGUGGUGGUAUAUGGGACCGACUAUUUGCAGCAGGUGUCGGAGCUCAUCAGUCGCACAGAGAGAAGCAUUCUGAACAAUUACUUGGUUUGGAACCUUGUCCAGAAGACUGCUUCUAGCCUAGACCGGCGCUUUGAGGUGGCACAAGAGAAACUGAUGGAGACUCUCUAUGGGACUAAGAAGUCUUGUACACCCCGCUGGCAGACCUGUAUCUCCAACACCGAUGAUGCUCUUGGUUUUGCCUUGGGAUCCCUUUUUGUGAAAGCCAUGUUUGACCGUGAGAGCAAGGAGAUUGCAGAGGGGAUGAUCAGUGAGAUAAGGACCGCCUUCGAAGAGGCCCUGGGACAGUUGGUUUGGAUGGAUGAGAGGACACGGCAAGCAGCCAAAGAGAAAGCUGAUGCCAUCUAUGACAUGAUUGGCUUUCCUGACUUUAUCUUGGACCCCAAAGAACUGGAUGAUGUUUAUGAUGGUUAUGAAGUUUCAGAAGAUUCUUUCUUCCAGAACAUGUUGAAUUUGUACAACUUUUCCGCCAAGGUGAUGGCUGACCAACUUCGCAAGCCUCCCAAUCGGGACCAGUGGAGCAUGACCCCACAGACAGUGAACGCCUACUAUCUUCCAACCAAGAAUGAAAUUGUCUUCCCGGCUGGCAUUCUGCAGGCCCCCUUCUAUGCCCGAAGCCACCCCAAGGCCUUGAACUUUGGAGGCAUCGGCGUGGUGAUGGGUCAUGAGCUGACACAUGCCUUCGAUGACCAAGGAAGGGAGUAUGACAAAGAGGGGAACCUCCGACCUUGGUGGCAGAAUGAAUCCCUGGCCGCAUUUCAGAACCACACAGCUUGUAUGGAGGAGCAGUAUGGACGGUACCAGGUCAAUGGUGAGCGGCUCAAUGGACGGCAGACGUUAGGCGAGAAUAUUGCUGACAACGGGGGUCUCAAGGCUGCUUAUAAUGCUUACCAAAUGUGGCUGAGGAAGCACGGGGAGGAGCAGCACCUCCCGGCUGUGGGAUUCACUAACCACCAGCUCUUCUUUGUGGGAUUUGCCCAGGUGUGGUGCUCGGUGCGCACUCCUGAGAGCUCCCACGAGGGGUUGGUGACGGACCCCCACAGCCCUGCCCGCUUCCGAGUGCUGGGCACUCUCUCCAAUUCCCGGGAUUUCCUUCGACACUUCAACUGCCCCGUCGGCUCUCCCAUGAACCCCGGGCAACUCUGCGAGGUGUGGUAGGGGCCGAGAGCUAGCCGUGCCCCGACAUGGCUCUUCCCUGCAGCUGGUGCCCUUUGCCCACCCCAGGGCCCUGGGCCUUUCUGCCAGGGAGCCAGACGCUGGGGUAGCAGUGCCGGGCCGUCCUCUCCCCAGAGCCUGGCAUUCAGCUAAAGCUGAGUGAGCCCCCAGGCCUUGCUUCCCUCUGCUGACUGUGAUGCCAUACCCACAGGUCCCCGGUCCCCACCCCUUCUCUUCACCACCACGAUGUGCCACUGGUUGGAGGUGGUAACUCAGGCCUGAGCUGAGCCCCUCCUUUGUUCACUGUGACAGCCUCUUCUUCCCGCAAAAGGCUUGUUUCCAGCCUAGAUGCUAGCCAGAUUUCGGGGGGGGGGGGGCUGGGAGGGUUGAAAGCCCACUGGGGGGAGCUCAGCAAAGGACACAGAGAUUGACGGGUCCUGUCUGGAACAAGAUCUGGGUCCCCUCCCUCCUGCUUUAAAGGAGUCGGCCCCCUGGAAGGACCUUUGUGCUGAUGGUCUGAGUGGUCCACUGGGCAGGGGGGUCCUGACUUUCUGGCCCAGGCUGACUCAGCAGGAGCUGGGGCUUGAGAGCUCCGAGGGCACCACAUUUCAGGGGUGUGAAGGAACACCGUGAAGUAGUCCCUGAGCACUCUGGCAUCCCCAGAAAACUUACUGCCCUCCUCAGGAACCCAGACAAAGCCUGGUUGGGUCUCCAUUUGGUCCCUGUCUCAGGAGUUGGUCCUCAGACUCCCUGCCCCCCCCCCCAGAGCCCCUGUACCCAGCAUGGGCACCUGCCCCUCAUCCUGCUCCUCCCAGCUCCUGCUCUCUCCCCUGCCCUGGGGACAGCUUCGAGUUGGAGUCUCCAUCUAGGACGCCUUUGCCCACUGCAUUCCUGCUCAAGCUGAGGAAGGGGUAGGAGGGAAUGUAGACAACCACAGUGUCUUAGGGCUCCAGGCUUAGGGGGUCUCCCAGAGAUCCGGGAGGACAGAGCAUGAGAGGGAGGAGGGGAGGGAGGGGGUUGGGGCAGAGUUUAUUUUUCCAUGGAUGGUGGGAGGGGAAGAAGGUGGUCUCCAUCCUACAAUGACACUUUGCCAAUAAACAAGUGUAAA